Cygnus atratus (black swan) is the source of this 3100-nucleotide messenger RNA. It is a transcript of the gene KATNB1, whose product is annotated as katanin regulatory subunit B1. Lineage: Eukaryota; Metazoa; Chordata; Aves; Anseriformes; Anatidae. The record is from RefSeq and is a predicted model, not a curated record. Bases 60 to 2033 code for a protein of 657 amino acids. Gene Ontology annotation, cellular component: katanin complex. Gene Ontology annotation, molecular function: microtubule binding. The transcript is spliced from 19 exons. Gene Ontology annotation, biological process: microtubule severing; microtubule depolymerization.
GUGGGGAGGGGGGCGCCGCGGGUGCCGGGCCCGGGCGCGGAGCCCGGCAGCGGCGGGAGAUGGCGGCGCCCAUCACCACGAAGGCGGCCUGGAAGCUGCAAGAGAUCACGGCUCACAGCAGCAAUGUGUCCUCGCUAGUCCUGGGGAAGAGUUCAGGCCGGCUUCUGGCAACUGGAGGAGAUGACUGUCGAGUCAACAUAUGGUCAGUUAACAAGCCCAACUGUAUCAUGAGCUUGACAGGGCACACAUCACCCAUUGAGAGUCUACAGAUCAAUAUAAACGAGGAACUCAUUGUUGCAGGGUCCCAGUCAGGGUCCAUUCGCGUUUGGGACCUGGAAGCUGCCAAAAUUCUUCGUACAUUAUUUGGUCACAAAGCGAACAUCUGCAGCCUUGAUUUCCAUCCUUUUGGAAGUUUUGUGGCAUCUGGCUCUUUGGACACAAACAUUAAGCUCUGGGAUGUAAGAAGAAAAGGCUGUGUCUUCAGGUAUAAGGGUCACACUCAAGCAGUUAGAUGUCUCCGAUUUAGUCCUGAUGGCAAAUGGUUAGCCUCUGCUGCUGAUGAUCAUACUGUAAAGCUGUGGGAUCUGGCUGCUGGGAAGAUGAUGUUUGAGUUUACAGGACAUGCUGGCCCAGUGAACGUUGUAGAAUUCCAUCCAAAUGAAUACCUUUUGGCUUCUGGCAGCUCUGACAGGACUGUUCGAUUCUGGGACCUGGAGAAGUUUCAAGUUGUGAGCUGCAUUGAAGAAGAGGCUACUCCCGUCAGGUGUGUUCUUUUCAACCCAGAUGGCUGUUGUUUGUAUAGUGGUUUCCAGGAUUCACUGCGUGUGUAUGGCUGGGAGCCUGAGCGCUGUUUUGAUGUGGUCUUGCUGAACUGGGGAAAAGUAGCUGACUUAUCUAUCUGCAACAACCAGCUGAUAGGAGUUUCCUUUGCGCAAAGCACAGUUUCUUCCUUCGUUGUGGAUCUCAGCAGAGUCACAAAGUCAGGUUCGGUUCCUCAUGGGCUGAUCAGGGAUGACAAGCCUCUCAUUCAGCCCACCCCCACAGGGUCCUCCCUUCGACGUAUCUAUGACAGGCCCUCAACUAGCUGCAGCAAGCCACAAAGAGUGAAGCACAACUCAGAGAGUGAGAGGCGCAGUCCCAGCAGUGAAGAUGACCGGGAUGAGAAGGAAUCAAAGGCUGAGAUCCAGAACCCAGAGGAUUACAAAGAGAUCUUCCAGCCCAAGAAUGCCAUCUCUCGAACUCCUCCACGAAACAAUGAGCCUUUUCCAGCCCCCCCUGAAGAUGAACCUGUAACUGCAAAGGAAGCAGUGAAGCCUAACCAAGCUGUGGAAGUCCAGACCCCGUUGCCGAAGCAGGAACUUCCUGACCAAAUUCAGAGGCCACCAAUUGCCUCCUCAACUCCUGUGACCAGAGCAGAGCUGUCAGUGAUUCCUGCAGCCAGGAAUGAGCCCAUUGGCCUGAAAGCAACUGACUUUCUACCAGCUGUGAAAAACCAAAGCCAGACUGAGCUUGUGGAUGAGGAAGCCAUGUCCCAAAUCAGAAAAGGCCAUGAGACCAUGUGUGUGGUGCUCACCAGCCGCCACAAGAAUCUGGACACUGUGCGGGCUGUAUGGAGCACCGGUGACAUCAAGAACUCUGUGGACUCUGCUGUAGCAAUCAAUGAUCUGUCUGUUGUUGUGGACCUCUUGAACAUUGUCAACCAAAAAGCGUCUCUCUGGAAGUUAGAUUUGUGCACUGUAGUCCUGCCUCAGAUAGAAAAACUACUCCAAAGUAAAUAUGAAAGUUACGUGCAGACUGGCUGCACCUCCUUGAAACUCAUUCUCCAGAGAUUCCUGCCAUUGAUCACAGACAUGCUUGCUGCACCACCUUCGGUCGGCGUAGACAUCACCAGAGAGGAAAGGCUCCAUAAAUGCAAGCUGUGCUACAAGCAGCUGAAGAACAUCAGCAACAUCGUCAAGAACAAGUCUGGGCUCAGCGGCCGCCAUGGUAGUGCCUUCCGGGAACUGCAUCUCCUCAUGGCUGUCCUGGAGUGACAGCUGCCACCUCCUCAUCUGCAGACAUGUGGCCGAAAUCCCCUCUGCUCUUGGUCUGACUGGAUUUCACCUCUCUGUGUGUUCAUCCUUCCACCACAGCACAGUAGGGAACAGGAAUCUUGCUGGCUGGCCACCUGUCCAGCACCAGUACCUAAUGGGCUAGGUAUAAGACCUGAGUGGAGAGGUGCCUGUGCGGUGCAAGGGGACCAGGCUGGCUGAGGGUUCUGCAAAAAAUCCCUGUAGGGAAGCAGCUUCAUUUCAGCUUUUUACCUCAGCAUCAAGCUCUGAGUUGCUCUGUCUCUGUGUGCUGGCCUUACUCUGGCUGGAGGGCUCCAAACCUGCUUGUCACCUUUCCUUCACGCAUGUGUGCUGUUGGUUCUUGACACUCGGCUCUGAUGGCCUAGGCCUGCUCUCUGCAGCAUGCUGAGGACUGCAGCUUUUGCCCCCCAAAAGCCUGCUGUGGUGUGGAGCACCCUUUCCCUACAGAAAGGACUUGACCUCUUCUGCUGGCACAUAGGACCAGCCUUGUUGGCUUGCUUCAGAAAAAUGUGAGCCAGGACACUGUGCCACCACACCUGGUAUAGUCUCGAGGGCCUGUAUUGAGAGGAAGUUGUCUCAUAACUUGACAAUCCCUGCUGGUAACCCUACCCCACAGAAGAUUAGUAUCUUCAGACUGUUGCUGGGAAAUGAGGUCUACCUGGAUCUGUUGACCUAUAUGACUUCAAUAGGACUUGCCAUACAUGUUUGCCUUUGGGGGUAAGGGUGGAAGAAUGGAGGGACAUGGACUAAUGUCUUUCUACAUCCACUGGACCACUUUUAGGAUUGUGGUUUUAUUGUUCUGUUUUGUCAUCCUGUCUGUCCCUGUUUUCCCCUCCUCCCCCACCCCAAUAAAUGGCUGUCAGAACCCUUCUGUCCCUCUUUCUUCUUUCCUUUGGGGAAAGAGGCUCCUGUUGGUGCCACCCCUGCUCCUCCCAGUCUGUCUCCUGUUUUAUACACUGGAGCCUGUUGUCUAGGAAACUGUAACUUAUAAUGAAUUUUAAUAAUAAAAGAUUUGUAACUUUUCUUAA